Molecule: messenger RNA, 1382 nt
Organism: Stylophora pistillata
Lineage: Eukaryota; Metazoa; Cnidaria; Anthozoa; Scleractinia; Pocilloporidae
Product: tripartite motif-containing protein 3-like
Molecular function (GO): zinc ion binding; protein binding
Source: RefSeq, a predicted model, not a curated record
UAUUGUCUCGGAGGGAAUUAAUGGCUGGAUGUGAGAACUUUCUUUAUGAUGCUAUCAAGAAAGAAUUGGAAUGCUCCCUCUGCCAGGAGCAAUUUACUGAGACCAAUCAACCAAAAGUUCUUGUAUGUCAACAUACUUUCUGUAAGUCUUGUCUCCAGCGCUGGUUGCGACAGCAGAUUGCUGGGAAAGGUUUGAGCUGCCCAAACUGUCGAGUUCAAACCGAAUGUCCCAACAACAACAUUGACCGCUUACCGUCCAACCUUGCACACAAGAGACUGGGAGAUAUCUUGAAAGCUCAUGGUGAUUCGGAUAAAGGACUUAAUCUCAAAUCAAAGGAACAAAACGUUUGUAAACGACAUGAAGUACUCAUAAAGUUCUACUGUGAACCGUGCGAAAUCUGCAUUUGCUCAGAAUGCGCCAUUACGGAUCAUAGAGAUCCGAUAGAUCACAACAUCAUGUCGCUUGAAGAUGGAGCAAAGAAGCAGAGAGGGAUUAUCCAAAGUAGCUUGAGAGAUAUUGAGGAGAAUUCUUUUCUUCUGAAGAACCAUUUUGAGUCUUUAAGUGAAAGAAAAGCGAAAUACAAUAAUAGCAUCGAUAAAGUGGCGGAAGAAGUUCAUAGCGUGACGGAAGGUAUUAUAAAUGUUCUUCGUCAACAGGAAGAAAUGAUGACAGAAAAGUUGGCAAAAGAAAAGUCACUCUACGAUGAGGCCAUAAAAAAUGAGUUGUCGAAGCUCGUCGAAAAGCUCCGACUAAUGUACAAGAGCACAAGACAUGGUAGAGAAGUUUUACAAACAAAUGACGUAAGGAAAAUGUUAGACGUAAAACAUCAGCUUGAUGGAACUAUUGCGGAAAGGUUUCAGAAUUCUACGCCACUACUCAGAUAUCCAGAGUUCAAGUAUUCGUUAAAUACCCUGCCUCCAGAUUUCCGUCUUGGUGUGCUACAUGUAACCUUUACAGAGCCUUACUUUUCUGUUGGAACAGGACAAGGACUAAGUGAAAGUAUUCAAGGAGAGGUAAGCUACUUUACGGUCACAACGAAGGAUUCAGGCGGCAAAACAACCUACAGUGAAAUUGACAACGUCACGGUGGAGAUCACAUCCGUAGAACAGGGAACCAAAAAUAUUCCAGCUCUCGUAAAGGACUUAAAAGAUGGCCGUUAUUGUGUAUCUUACACGCCAAGAGCUGUUGGAGACUUCAAGAUAUCAAUCAAAAUAAAGGGACGAUACAAUAAAUGGAAGUCCCUUUCAGUUGGUUGUAGCCCCAAAACCGAAGCCAGUUUUCAGCAAAUUUCAUGAUGUUAUUUUACCAAGCUACUGGAUCCCUCAGCCGAAAAACGUACGGGGUGGAGAACUUACCGUUCAUCUCGUUGAGCUGGAUCCUGU